AGUGGUGUAUUGUGAAAAACUCAAAACAAGUUGGCUUGUUGCAUGUUUUCCUCGCCGAUAAUUUACUAAAAUAGCGCAGAAAAACAUUAAGAGAAUCAAAAAAAAACGAUUCAUUUAAGAGCAGAAAGGUCGGUGCAGACGAGACAAUAAAAGAUUCGGUUCUCGGUGCAAAGUUUAACCCAGUAAAGGCGAUUCCCGUAUAGUGUGUUGUCGUAGCAUCCGUCAGCGUACGUACAUCGCGCACUUGCAUCACCGAAGCCGGCAAUAUGUUGAGACACCUUCGCAAAUAGAGCAUCAACUGUCGGUCCACCACACACCAACAUGAGCAAUAGCAACAGUGACAACGAGAAUGAGGGAGGCCUCAAUUUGGCCGGCUUCCUGUUCGGCAAUGUCGACGAGCAUGGGCACCUGGAUGGCGAUUUUCUCGACGAGGAAGCGAAACAGCAACUUUCUUCCCUUUCACGCAUGGGCCUAUCGUCCUUUCUGGCCGAUGUGCUGCAGGAUGAUGAGUCGGAAAAGAAACCUUCCCGGGCGUACAGCGAUAGCGAUGAUUCUUCGUCGAGUGAUGAUGAUCGAAUGCACCGGCGGUACGACGACGAUAGCGAUGGAACAAACUACAAAGUAAAGGCCGACUGUGCCGUAGAUUAUUCCGACAUAAACGAGUUGGCGGAAGAGUCUGCCGCGCCACCACCAGCUUCCAUCAAACAGGAAACAACGGAUGGCAUUAAGCAAGAGGACAAGAAGGAUAUAAAAGUUGAAGACGAUGAGGAUGACAUAGAAGCGGCAAUUCCGUGCAGUCGCGUUGAGGCACGAACUGCCGCGGACCAGUCUGCGGUUAAGGAGGAAAAUGCCGGUGGAAACGGGGUGGACGAUAAGGAGCUUAUGCCACCGCCAACAGCACCGGUAAGCAGCGACGGAACCACAGCACCAUCCACUGCUUCAACCGCCGACGAAUCGUCUAAAGAUAAACCGAAAAAGCUCGAAACACCUCUGGCCGCUAUGUUACCGUCAAAAUAUCAAAACGUGGACGUGCGUGAAUUUUUCCCCGAUUUUCGCCCCGACAAAGUGUUGCGCUUUUCGCGGCUGUUCGGUCCGGGGAAGCUUUCCAGCUUACCGCAGAUUUGGCGCAGUGUGAGACGCCGGCGUAACAAAAAGUCACAAUCAUCCUCGCGAAAGCCACGCGACGGUUCGGAUUCUACGUCGGAUUCGGACGAACCAAGGCGUCGGCAGUAUUUCACACCAACGUACGCACCGCUGCCCCCGAAAGACAUGUGGGCAUCGGACGACGAGGAACGUUUCAUUCGGCGUGAAGCGGACCAGGAGAAGGAGGUGAAAGAUAAGGAGUCGGACAGCAAGGGUGAUUCGAAACCGAAGGUGGCCGAUUGGCGGUACGGUCCGGCUCAGAAGUGGUACGAUAUGCUGGAUGUACCGGACACCGGGGAAGAUUUCAAUUACGGCUUUAAGCAAGCCGAUCCGGUCAAGCUGGAGGCACUGCCCACCGUAACGUCCGUCACGGACAAAACCUUCCCGGACGAUGCGUUUUUGAUGGUGUCCCAGCUGCACUGGGAGGACGAUGUGGUGUGGGACGGGAACGACAUCAAGCACAAGGUGCUGCAGAAGCUCAACUCGAAGGUGAACGCGGCCGGUUGGUUGCCCUCGAGCGGUUCCCGAACGGCGGGCGCAUUUAGCCAACCGGGCAAAACCAUCCCAGCGUCGCCCGCGAACACCGGCACCAAAUCGUCAUCCUCUAGCAAGAUGAGCAAAACGCAAAUGAUCAUCAAUGCGGCACAAAAGGCGCAGGAAGAAAACGAAGACGCCUGGUACAGCAUCUUUCCGGUCGAGAACGAUGAGCUGGUGUACGACAAAUGGGAGGACGAUGUGAUUUGGGAUGCGGAAGCGGUAACAAAGAUCCCGAAACCGAAGGUCCUAACGCUCGAUGCGAACGAUGAGAACAUCAUCCUGUGCAUUCCGGACGAUAUCGAUCCGUCGAAGAUUGUGCGAAACACGGGCCCCCAGCCGAAGGUAAAGAUCCCGCAUCCGCACGUGAAGAAGUCAAAGAUUUUGCUCGGCAAGGCCGGUGUGAUCAAUGUGCUGGCGGAGGACACACCACCACCACCACCCAAAAGCCCCGACCGCGAUCCGUACAACAUUUCCAACGACGUCUACUACAUGGCAAAGUCGACUGAAGCUACGCUUAAGAUUAAGGUCGGCGGUGGCAAUUUGUUGCAGCAUUCAACGCCGACCGUCGAGCUGCGGGCACCGUUCGUUCCGACACACAUGGGUCCGAUGAAAUUGCGCAUGUUCCAUCGGCCACCGAUGAAGAAGUACUCGUACGGUGCGCUCGCUUCGUCCAACCCGCAGCCCGUCCUGCCGCUUCAGAAACACAUCAAGAAAAAGGCGAAGCAACGCGAGCUGGAACGAAUUGCAUCGGGCGGCGGUGAUGUGUUCUUCAUGCGAACCCCGGAAGAUUUAACCGGCCGCGAUGGAGAGCUGAUUUUGAUCGAGUUUUGCGAGGAACAUCCACCGCUGAUGAAUCAGGUCGGGAUGGCGUCGAAAAUUAAAAACUUCUACAAGCGCAAGAUGGGCAAGGAUCCGGGUCCGCCCGAGUUUCGGUUCGGCGAAACGCAUUACGCACACACGUCACCCUUCCUGGGCAUCCUGCACCACGGCCAGUGUAUUCAGGCGAUCGAGAACAACAUGUACCGGGCACCGAUCUAUCCGCACAACAUCCACGAGACGGAUUUUCUGGUCAUCCGUACCCGGAACAACUAUUUCGUGCGCGAGGUUGACGCACUGUUUACGGCCGGCCAGGAGUGUCCGCUGUACGAGGUGCCCGGACCGAACUCGAAGCGGGCCAACAACUUUGUGCGUGACUUUCUGCAAGUGUUCAUCUACCGGUUGUUUUGGAAAAGCAAAGACAAUCCGCGCAAAAUCCGUAUGGACGACAUUAAGAAAGCGUUCCCGGCACACUCGGAAAGCAGCAUACGGAAGCGGUUGAAGCUUUGCGCGGACUUUAAGCGAACGGGCAUGGAUUCGAACUUUUGGGUCAUCAAGCCCGAGUUUCGGCUGCCGUCGGAGGAGGAGAUACGGGCGAUGGUGUCGCCGGAACAGUGCUGUGCGUACUUUAGCAUGAUUGCGGCCGAGCAGCGGCUGAAGGACGCGGGUUACGGUGAAAAGUUUAUCUUCGCCCAGCAGGAGGACGACGAUGAGGAGAUGCAGCUGAAGAUGGAUGAUGAGGUGAAGGUGGCACCGUGGAAUACGACCCGCGCUUACAUUCAAGCGAUGCGAGGGAAGUGUAUUCUGCAGCUGAAUGGACCGGCUGAUCCGACCGGAUGUGGUGAAGGGUUCUCGUACGUGCGAAUGCCAAACAAACCGACUCAACAAAACAAAGAGGAAACGGAAAGCCAACCGAAACGUACCGUCACCGGUACGGAUGCCGAUUUACGUCGGCUCUCGCUAAACAACGCCAAAGCACUGCUGCGAAAGUUCCAAGUGCCCGAGGAAGAAAUCAAAAAGCUAUCCCGCUGGGAAGUUAUCGAUGUCGUACGGACACUGUCCACCGAGAAAGCAAAGGCCGGCGAGGAAGGCAUGGAUAAGUUCUCGCGCGGUAACCGAUUCUCGAUCGCCGAACACCAGGAACGCUACAAGGAAGAAUGUCAGCGCAUCUUCGACCUCCAGAAUCGGGUGCUUGCCUCGUCCGAAGUGCUUUCCACCGAUGAGGGUGAAUCGACCGCAUCGGAAGAGUCCGAUCUGGAGGAGUUGGGCAAAAAUCUGGAAAACAUGCUGGCGAACAAGAAAACGUCCACCCAGCUGUCGCUCGAGCGUGAAGAGCAGGAACGGCAAGAGCUGCUGCGCAAAAUCAUGGAAGAGCAGGGUGGUUCCGGGCAGAAGAAGAAAAAGGACGAGGAAGGCAUGAAGGAUGAACAGCAAUCGAGCACGGCAAAGAUACUGAAAAUUACGCGCACGUUCAAGAAUGCGGAAGGACGCGAGUAUACGCGCGUGGAGCUGGUGCGCCGUAGUCCGGUAAUUGAUGCGUAUGUGAAAAUUCGCACCACCAAGGAUGAGGCUUUCAUACGCCAGUUUGCCACACUGGAUGAGGCCCAGAAGGAGGAGAUGAAGCGCGAGAAGCGACGCAUUCAGGAGCAGUUGCGACGCAUCAAGCGUAACCAGCAAAAGAUUGGCCUGCAAACGCAGAACCCGCACAACACGGUCGGAACACCGAUCAGUCUCGGCGAUCGGGAGACGCACACACCGAAGCCGUUUACGAACCGAUUGCUUGAUGUGUCUGGGCGUAAUCUCGAUACACCGGGCGCGAGUGGGGGAGGAUCCGGCGGUGGAAGUAUGUCCGGCGCGGGGAAGGAACACAGCCCUUCGUCGUCAUCGUCUCGCCGGAAGGCAAAGAUUAAGCCGGAUUUGAAGCUAAAAUGUGGCGCCUGUGGACAGGUCGGGCAUAUGCGUACGAACAAAGCUUGCCCCCAGUACUCGGGGCUAAUGGCGACACCGUCGCUGAAUGUGGCCAUGACCGAGGAACAGGAGGAAGAGAUCGAAAAGGAGCUCAACGCGGACGAUGAAGGCGAUCUGGUGAAUGUGGACGGGACAAAGGUGAAGCUGAGCGGAAAGCUGCUGAAGCGCCACGAGGACGUGAAGCGUCGCACGUUGCUGCUGAAAGUGCCCAAGGAAGCGGUGGGCAAGAAGCGUCGCCGUGUCGGCGGCGAUUCCCACUGUGACUAUCUGCAGCGACACAACAAAACAACCAACCGCCAGCGUACCGAUCCGGUGGUCGUGUUUUCAUCCGUGCUGGAGCAGAUCCUGAACGAGCUGCGCGAUAUGCCGGAUGUGCAGCCGUUCAUGUUUCCGGUAAACGCCAAACAGGUGGCCGACUAUCAUCGGAUUGUACAGCGGCCGAUGGAUCUGCAAACCAUACGCGACUACAUCCGGCAGAAGAAGUAUCAAACGCGCGACGAGUUCCUGGCGGACAUUAAUCAAAUCGUGGAGAACUCGUCGCUGUACAAUGGGGCGAAGAGUUCGCUAACGGUCGCCGCCCAGCGGAUGCUGCAAAAGUGCAAGGAACGGGUGCAGGAGCGUGAGGAGCGUCUGACGCGGUUGGAGAAAAGCAUCAACCCGCUGCUGGACGACGACGAUCAGGUCGCGCUGUCCUACAUCCUCGGUGAGUACGUGAACGGUCCGCUGAAAACGAUGCCCGAAAGCUGGCCAUUCCUGAAGCCGGUCAACAAGCGGCUCGUGAAGGACUACUACACCAUCAUCCGGCGCCCGAUGGAUCUGGAGAAGGUGUCGAAAAAGGUCGCCUCCCACAAGUACCAUUCGCGUGCGGACUUUCUGGCCGAUCUGCAGCUGAUCGCGGACAACAGCGAACAGUACAACGGUGCGGAAGCGAACUUUACCAAGCAGGCGCGCCAGAUGGUGGAAGCGACACGGAAAGCGCUGGACUCGAUGGAUCAUAACGUGGCGGAGCUGGAAAAGAAUAUUGCGCUGGUGCAGGAACGGGCGCGCAACGAGGACGAUGACAUGGACUGGGAGGAUGACGAUCAGGAGCUGAAGGGUGGUCCGGGUGGUUCGCGCGAGUCUUCACCCGAUCUGGAGGACGCGGGCAACGAUAGCAAUCCCGAUCGGCCACCCUCCUCGACGGAUGUAUCGCGUGCGGCCCGAUUGGAAGCGAAGCGAGCCCGUGCACGUCAACGGAAAGCUGCCAAGGGUGAUGAUUUUGGAGGACGCCCUUACGGAUCGUCCUAUUCCGAAUCGGCAAUGCCAUUCCCAAUAGUUCGCCCGAAUGCCAGCCAUCGCGCUGGCUUUAUGGGCAGUGCGGGAAUGCCAAGUGCGAUAUCUCGUAGCAGCACUAGCACGGUGCUCGAUAGUUCGCAGCCAAUGAUGCAUCCCAAUGUGGCCGCUUCGGCCUACGAAAUGAACUGGAUGAAUUUGGGCGCUGAAAAUUAUGACGAAAUGGCAGGACCUUCCGGGUACGGUACUGCUAGCUCAGCUCAAUUCGGAAACGAGUAUGGCAGUGGAGUUGCGAGCGGGUUAAACGAAAUGCAAAAAUCGGCGAGCUUCGGAUACGAUGAAUCGAAUCAACUUUUCAAACCUUUACCGCUGGACGCUAGCAAGAAACGUGAUCAUCAAUACUCGACAGACGAUGAAGAGUUUGAGGAAGUUGGUACAAGCGACAAUGAGGGUGUUUCUGUAACGCUGGAACAAUCGAACACCACCUCAAGCAUGAUGCCACCGCAGAGCGAAGACGACAGCCAGCAGGCAGCCGAAGCAAUGGUUCAGCUUAGUGGCGCGCAAUACUACAACGCAGCUCAGGAUGAAUCGAUGGAGAUCGAUCCUAACUACGAUCCGAGCGAUUUCUUGGGCAUGUCCAACCGGCAACAAACGAGCGACACCGGUCGCAAUGAAGCGAGCAACCAACCAUCCUCGGAACCAAGCUAUUCGAUCGACCAAUCCAACCAAAACAGCGAAUACUCGCAAGAGGAACCUAAAGAUCAGCCGCAGCAGCCGCAGUUCGAACAACAAGCGGACGGAAAUCAGGCGGCAGAUAAUGGAUCGCAGCAACAGCCACAAUCAAGCGCGCUUCCAGCACUUCAAACGCUGCACUCGGAUUUGGCCAUUUCCGAUAGCGAUGACGAGAAGAGCAACUUGCAGAUGGAUGAAGUACGCGAUGAGAACGACGAUAAUGACGAAGGUGGCGAUCUUUGGUUCUAAACGGAGUACCAAGAUCCUCUGGUGGGUGUAAGUAUAGCGGGAAAGCUACGUAUCGAUAGUAAAUGUUUAAUAAAAUAUUUCUAAGCUCA
Messenger RNA from Anopheles stephensi (Asian malaria mosquito), 6806 nucleotides. RefSeq names its product transcription initiation factor TFIID subunit 1 (gene Taf1). Lineage: Eukaryota; Metazoa; Arthropoda; Insecta; Diptera; Culicidae. The transcript has 4 exons. The record is from RefSeq and is a predicted model, not a curated record. Gene Ontology annotation, molecular function: RNA polymerase II general transcription initiation factor binding; histone acetyltransferase activity; RNA polymerase II general transcription initiation factor activity. Gene Ontology annotation, biological process: transcription by RNA polymerase II; RNA polymerase II preinitiation complex assembly. The coding region runs from base 322 to 6717 and encodes 2131 amino acids. Gene Ontology annotation, cellular component: transcription factor TFIID complex.